Cynoglossus semilaevis (tongue sole) is the source of this 2219-nucleotide messenger RNA. RefSeq names its product decapping mRNA 1A (gene dcp1a). Gene Ontology annotation, molecular function: mRNA binding; enzyme activator activity. NCBI's taxonomy places the organism in Eukaryota, Metazoa, Chordata, Actinopteri, Pleuronectiformes, Cynoglossidae. The coding region runs from base 71 to 1558 and encodes 495 amino acids. The record is from RefSeq and is a predicted model, not a curated record. Gene Ontology annotation, cellular component: P-body. The transcript is spliced from 9 exons. Gene Ontology annotation, biological process: deadenylation-dependent decapping of nuclear-transcribed mRNA; positive regulation of catalytic activity; deadenylation-independent decapping of nuclear-transcribed mRNA.
UCCGGGCAAAGCAGGAAGUUUCAAGUGUCUGCAGAAAUCGGGCCGUGCGGGAGCAACAAUCGUAUCCAAAAUGGACACGGUAAAUGCAGGACAUAUGAUGAGCUUAGCAGCCCUAAAGAGACAAGACCCGUAUAUAAACAAACUGCUAGACGUCACAGGCCAGGUGGCGCUCUACAAUUUCAAUUCAAAAUCGAACGAAUGGGAGAAGACGGAAAUUGAGGGAACGCUGUUCGUGUACUCCAGGUCUGCCUCUCCUCACCAUGGCUUUACCAUAAUGAACCGACUGAGCACUGAGAACCUUGUGGAACCCAUCAACAAAGACCUAGAGUUCCAACUACAAGAUCCCUUCUUGCUCUAUAGAAAUGGCAACUUGGGCAUCUAUAGCAUUUGGUUUUAUGAUAAGAUGGACUGUCAUCGUAUCGCCCAGCUGAUGGUCAAGAUUGUAAAACAAGAAACAGACCAUGCCAAGAGAGACUCACCCGAGAGGAGAGAGUCGGGAAGAACCAAUGGCGUUGCAGAGCCCCGGCCCAUUGACAUCCUAGAAUUGCUCAGUAAAGCCAAGGAGGAGUAUCAGAGGACUCAAACAGAUGUUCCUACAGACUCUCAAGUUAAAACAGCCAUCAGCACUGCAGCUCGACUUCAUGGUACAGCACAGUCUGAAAAGAGCUCUCGUACAGUAGUAAAGCAGAUCACAGUGGAGGAACUGUUUGGCUCCUCGCUGCCUAAGGACCCCUCCUUACCUGCCAUGCCUGCACAGAAUGCCCCCAGUUCUUCCAGUGGCCCGUCUACUACCUUGACUCAGAUUCAGUCUUACCCCACUUCAAACCAUCAAAUCCCUGCAUCCAACCAGCAACACCAGGUCCCGGGCCUGCUUCCGGCUCCUUAUGCACUUCAUCCCAGCCCUGUUUUCCAGUCUGUCGUUCCACUGUCAGAACCACAGAUCCGGGGCUCAGUUUCACCUUUCGUGGUGCCUCCUCCUGAGACUCAUGCUGCUCCUCCUCCUCCCGCAUCAACAUCGACUUCUGGAACUAAUUUGGGACAAGAAAUACUGAGCUCACUAAAACCAGCAGUGGUGCCAUCUGUGAAUUCUGACAUCCACAAACAAAUUCUUGCACCCAGCUUCUUGCCCAGCACGCUGGUGCCACCACAAAGCUUCCAAGAGCUUAAAGUAAAUCUUCAUCAGAGCAAAGACAUAGAUGUUUUCUCUCAAACUCCGAACCUGAUUAAACCACUCUCUGCUGUGUCCAUGAGUCCAGGGUUUGCUGUUCCAGGACCACCAAUGUCGCUGCUUCUCUCUCCCAGCGCUUUUCAGCAGUCAACCAGUAAGGCGACCACAACGACAACAGGAGCACUGGCAGCAUCAGUGGCGUUACCUGCUCUGUCUGAGCCUUCACCAUGUACUGUUGGAGGGGUGGAGCCUCCGCCAGCUCUAUGCAGCAGAACACAGCUUCAGGAGACACUGAUCCACCUCAUCAAGAAUGACCCAGAUUUCCUCAGUGCCAUCUAUGAUGCCUACCUGCAGACUGUGUCCAAGGACUUCAGCAGCAUGAAGCUAUAGUCCCACUUCAACCAUCAUGGUUUCACCCUCAUCUGUGUGACCUGUGAGGAGUUAACGACGAGCAGUGAACAGGUGUUUGAUUUGACUGCAGCCCUCAGUACUAGUCUGUCUAUACAGCAUGUUUUCUGGUCCUGGCUCAGACCUGCGUGUGUGGGGCUCCACUGAACACUGAUGCCUUUUUGGUCAAAUUGGAUAAAAUCACUAAGAUUCCAGAACCACUGUGUUUGGGAGCUUUGAGGGGGAAAAAUCUCACUGUGGCCUUGAUUUAUUUUGACUUUCUAACUGUUAUUAAACUUGUGGCCACAUGGUGGUGAAUUUUAGCUGUUCUAGGUCUAAAAGGGACUGGGCAGGAGCUUCAGUGACCUCAAGGUCACUUCACGUGGGCUGAAUCUUUAAGUUUCAAACUGCAGAGUCUCACAGCACAGGUGUAUAGAAACACUUGCGCUGUUUCAAGACAAUGUUGGGAAUUAAAAACUUUGUUUUUCGAGUCUUUGCAGUCAAACUCCACUUGGUGGUGUUAAAAAAGGACUACUUGUCUUUUUCUGGCUGAACCUUAAACUUUAAAUCUGAGCUGGACUCUUUACACAAAGAAAUGCAUCAAAAGCUCUUGUUGAAUUUUUUCCUUUUCCUUUCUACUAUUAAGGAGACAGGUGGAAGAUGA